This is a messenger RNA of Saxophila tyrrhenica, 1848 nucleotides long. RefSeq lists its product as uncharacterized. NCBI's taxonomy places the organism in Eukaryota, Fungi, Ascomycota, Dothideomycetes, Mycosphaerellales, Extremaceae. The record is from RefSeq and is a predicted model, not a curated record. The transcript has a single exon. The coding region runs from base 1 to 1848 and encodes 615 amino acids.
AUGGCUCGAAAGAUCCGCAUCGCGGCAGCCCAAAUGGGCGCAACCCAUCUCAAGGACGACAGGAAGGAGACACUAGAUCGAAUGCUUGCCUUGCUCGACGAUGCCGCAUCUCAAGGAGCAGAAGUCGUUUUGUUCCCGGAACUUGCUUUCACCACCUUUUUCCCGAGACAUCUGAUCAACGACCCGGACGAGCUCUCCUCGUUCUUCGAGCAUGGCGGUGUUACCGAAUCACCAUCUGCAAAGCCGCUGUUUGACAAAGCACGGGAGGUGAAGGUAGAUAUAUCUGUCGGUUUCGCAGAAGCCACAGACGCUGGCGAACGCUUCAACAGCUGCGUCUACUACCACGCCAAAACCGGCUCCAUCCUGUCCAAGUACCGCAAGGUCCACUUACCAGGCGACUUUGAGCCCUUCACAGACCCAGAAGCAACGAACCAGCUGGAGAAACGGUACUUUAAGCCCGGCAAUCUAGGAUUCGAAUCCUUCCGCGUCCCAGAGCUUGCCUUGAGCUCAGAACCCAUCUUCGGCAUGAUGAUCUGUAACGACCGCCGGUGGCCGGAAGCAUGGCGAUGUCUUGGUCUCCAAGGCGUGGAGAUGGUGCUCUGUGGCUACAAUACCGCCGGCUUCGCUCCGCAUCUCUGGGGCAGCGAUGCGAAGCAAGAUCCGCAACAGGCGGAAGAGGAUGCAGUGUUCCACCACAAGCUGGUGAUGCAGUCGAACAGCUAUAUGAACGCUACGUUCUCGGUUUGUGCUGCGAGGUGUGGCAUGGACGAUGGGAAGUAUAGCCUCAUCGGCGGUAGUUGUAUUGUCGAUCCCGAAGGCCGGAUUGUUGCUGAAGCGAAGACGAAGGAGGAUGAGGUGGUUGUAGCGGACUGUGAUUUGGAGAUUUGCCGAGCAGGCAAGACCAGGACCUUUGACUUUGGCAGACACCGGAGGACUGAGCAUUACUCGCGGAUCACCGACCAGACCGGUGUCACCGAGCCUUCACCACUCGGUACCAGUGCCAACGGUGGCCCUCCUCCUGCGAACGGCAUCAGCAACGGAACCACCAACAUCAUCCCCUCAAGCUCCUCUUACCCAACGAUCCGCCCCUCCUCCAGCCCAUCCAAGCCGAUCAGAAUCCUCCUAAUAAACCCCAACGCCACGAGAACAAUGACAGCCAACUGCCUCGCCAUGCUCCAGCCCACCCUCCCCCCAGACGUCGAAGUAACAGGCCUCACGGCCCCCUCCUCCGCCCCGACAGCAAUCGAAGGCCACUUCGACGCCGUAAUGUCCGCCGCAGCCUCCAUGCGCGCCGUCCAGCCCCUCCAAGCCCGUGAGUCCUACGACGCCAUGCUCGUAGCCUGCUACUCCGACCACGCCCUCAUCCGCAUGCUGAGGGAAGAAUUCCCAUGUCCUGUCAUCGGGAUCAUGGAAGCGAGUCUGUUCGCUGCGCGGACGUUAGGGGCGCGGUUCGGGAUCGUGGCGACGAGUCGGCGGAGUCGGGUGAUGCAUCGGGAUGCGGUGAGGCAUUAUGGGAUGGAGGGGUUUUGUGCUGGGAUUGAGAGCUGUGAUCUGGGGGUGUUGGAUUUGGAGAGGAAGAGGGAGGAGGCGUUGGGGAUUAUGAAGGAUGUUGCGAAGAGGUUGGUGGAGCAGGGGGCGGAGGUGUUGACGUUGGGGUGUGCGGGGAUGAGUGAUAUGAAGAUUGCGGUGGAGGAGGCGGUGGGCGGUGAUGCGAUGGUUGUUGAUGGUGUGUUGGCUGGCGUGCAGCAUCUGAGUGGACUUGUGAGGAUGGGGUUGAAGACGGCCAAGGGAGGGAUGUAUGCUUCGAGCGCCGCUGGGAGGAAGAGGAGGGGACAGGAGUAUGUUUGA